GAUAAAUAAUCGCUUUUUUUCCCAUGCCUGGGCCGUGACUAUUUAUAUUCUGGGCCCCCGUCUACCUUGUUCAGGUCAAAACCAUCACUUAAUCAACCCAGCAUGGCAGGUGACAAUAUCUCGGCCGCAGGCGAGCCGGUCAAGCCCACCCGAAUCUCUUAUUGGCGCCUUCUGUUCGACCAGGGUGUGCUCACCCAAGAAGUCCUUGACUACCCAUGGGCUGGCUCAGGCACUGAGGAGGACCCUUAUCUCGUCACCUGGAUCCCCAAUGACCCCCGGAAUCCCAUGAAUUUUCCUGCCUGGCGGAAAUGGCUGUAUACCCUCACUGUAGCCUGGGCCACGCUCGCUGUGUCCAUGGUCUCGUCCGCCUACACGGGGGGUGUCGAGCAAAUCAUGGAAAGCUUCCAUGUAGGCUCCGAGGUUGCCACGCUCGGGGUCUCCCUAUUCGUGCUGGGCUUUGCCAUUGGACCUUUGUUCUGGGCCCCUAUGAGCGAGCUCUGGGGUCGCCAAUACCUUUUCAUUGGAAGCUAUUGUGGUCUCACGGUCUUCAAUGCUGGCCUUGUUGGCUCGAAGAACAUCCAGACCCUCAUCGUGUUGCGCUUCCUUGCGGGCGCAUUCGGGUCCUCGCCCUUGACAAACGCCGGAGGGGUGAUCGCAGACUUGUUUCCUGCGAAGCAGCGCGGGUUGGCCAUGAGCAUUUUUGCGGCGGCGCCGUUCAUGGGUCCGACACUGGGCCCCGUAUGCGGAGGCUUCUUGGGGAUGAAUGCAGGAUGGAAGUGGGUAAUGGGCUUUUUGGCCGCCUUCUCGGGUUGUCUCUGGAUCAUCGGCAGUCUGGUAAUGCCGGAGACCUACGCACCGGUUCUAUUGCGGCGACGCGCGAAGAAUCUGACUAAAGUGACGGGGAAGGUACAUCAGAGCAAGAUGGAGGCGGAACGGGGCAAGGUUCCAUAUGCUACCGUCUUCAAGACUGCCCUCUCGCGUCCUUGGGUUCUUCUAUUUCGUGAGCCGAUUGUCCUCUUGCUAUCCAUAUACAUGGCGAUUAUCUAUGGAACCUUGUACAUGAUGUUUGCGGCAUUUCCCAUCGUGUAUGAGGAGCUGCGCGGUUGGAACCAAGGUGUCUCCGGCCUGGCUUUUCUGGGAAUCAUGGUGGGCAUGAAUGCGGCCGUCCUGUACAGCAUUUGGGACAACAAGCGAUACAUUAGGACGGAGGAGGCCCAUAAGGGAUUUGCACCUCCCGAAGCUCGUCUGCCCCCGUGCCUGAUUGCCUCGAUAGCUAUCCCUAUCGGCCUCUUCUGGUUUGCCUGGACCAAUUACCCUUCGAUCCACUUCAUGGCCAGCAUCUCUGCCGGUGUGCCGUUCGGAUUUGGCAUGGUCCUGGUCUUUCUUAGCUUGAUGAACUACCUGAUCGAUGCCUAUACCAUCUUCGCGGCCUCUGUCUUGGCAGCGAACUCGGUUUUGCGUUCCGUAUUCGGCGCAGCAUUCCCUCUUUUCACGACAUACAUGUACAACAAUCUCGGUGUCCAUUGGGCCUCCAGCAUCCCUGCGUUUCUGGCCCUUGCAUGCGUGCCCUUCCCAUUCCUGUUCUACAAGUACGGCCCGGUGAUACGAUCACGGUGCAAAUAUUCCGCACAAUCUGAGGCGUUCAUGCGGAAGUUGAUGGAACAGACUGGGAGAGACAACCGACAGACAGAGCCAGAAAAAGAAGCCGCUGUGGAUGAAGAACUGCCCACCCAGCACUCCCCGGGCUCUACGCUUGGAGACCUGAAGGUGGGCGACCUUUCCGUUGAACGGGCAGACUCUGGUCGGGCACAUUCGAUUGCGUCGCAAAGCUCUCAGCGUCCGGCCACGGCAAAGUCUAUUUAUGACGGGAACCCGUAUGACAUUGACCGAGUGAACACUCGCGGCUCCUUCAAGGAAUGAGGCUACUUUUGUAUAUCAUAGAUGGUUAUCAUGUUGAGAGCCAAAAUGGUCCAGCCAGAUGAAAAAUGUGGAAGAUGUUGUUGCCCUUCAAUUGUUUUGGCAUCGCGAUUCGGAUUUGCCGCAUAGUUAGCGUUUGCCCAGUUGAUAGAAUAGUAUAAAUAGCAUGCAAAAUGUAUGUACUACAAGUCGUUCGGGAGCUGCGCAUUCUUCUCCAUACGAGGUAGAACGACACCGGUUGGCCCUUGUUGUGGC
Aspergillus sclerotioniger CBS 115572 is the source of this 2172-nucleotide messenger RNA. RefSeq names its product MFS transporter. The transcript has a single exon. The record is from RefSeq and is a predicted model, not a curated record. Gene Ontology annotation, molecular function: transmembrane transporter activity. Bases 103 to 1920 code for a protein of 605 amino acids. Gene Ontology annotation, biological process: transmembrane transport. Lineage: Eukaryota; Fungi; Ascomycota; Eurotiomycetes; Eurotiales; Aspergillaceae.